AUGGGAGACUGGAAUUUCCUUGGAGGCAUUUUAGAGGAGGUCCACAUUCAUUCCACUAUUAUUGGAAAGAUUUGGCUAACGAUCCUCUUCGUAUUUCGAAUGCUUGUCCUUGGGGUGGCGACUGAGGAUGUUUGGAAUGAUGAACAAUCAGAAUUUAUAUGCAAUACUGAGCAACCUGGUUGCAGAAACGUGUGCUAUGACGAAGCUUUUCCUAUCUCUCUCAUAAGAUACUGGGUCUUGCAAGUUAUAUUUGUGUCUUCCCCUUCCUUGGUGUAUAUGGGUCAUGCCUUAUAUAGACUAAGAGCCUUGGAAAAAGAGAGGCAAAAAAAGAAAGCUCAGGUAAGAGUGGAACUCGAAAACACUGAAUUAGAAAUGACUGAAAAUCGGAAAAGGCUGGAGAGAGAACUUCGGCAACUCGAUCAAAGAAAGCUAAACAAAGCACCCCUGAGAGGCUCUUUGCUUUGCACUUACGUGAUACAUAUUUUCACAAGAUCUGCACUGGAAGUCAGUUUUAUGAUUGGGCAGUAUCUUCUUUAUGGCUUUCAUCUAGAUCCCCUUUAUAAAUGUCAGAGAGAUCCAUGUCCAAACACAGUUGACUGCUUUGUGUCUAGACCAACAGAAAAGACGGUGUUUAUAUUAUUCAUGCAAUCAAUAGCGACUGUGUCAUUGCUUUUAAAUAUCCUAGAAAUAAUCCACCUAGGAUUCCGAAAAAUUAAAAUAGGACUCUGUGGGGAGAAUAAAAACAGGGAUGACCCUGACAAUUUCUAUAUAAACAAAUCUAAGAAAUACUCUGUGAUACCACAGUCUUCUUUGGGAAUAUCCACCACCCCUCAAAAAACUCUUCCUUCUGCACUUGGCGGUUAUACAUUUUUAAUGGAAAAGCAAACUGACACUGUGGUCUACCCAGUUCUAAAUUCUCCUCCCAUGUUUCAGCCGGUGCAAAACAACCAUACAGAAAGCAGUGGCAAUUCCACCCAUUGCAAUCAGGAAAAUAAAUCACCAAAGAGGCCAGCUACAAAUGCUUUAGACAAUCAGACUCAAAAUACUAGCACAAAUAAUAAUGAAGACUUCCUUGGCGAGCUUGGGACUGCAGCACGUGAUGCUCAAAAAGAAGAUGAAAAGAAAUGUUUCCUUCUUGGCACUCAGAAUGCAGAGACAGCUUCGAGCACGUGCUUGAGAAGCUUUGCUGAAAUGCCAUCUCAAACUUUGCUGCAACCUGAUACAACUUUUCCUGUUACUGGUUUCAGAAGACAACAUGGAAUCAGUUCAUCUUGGAACUGCUCAGCAAUGGUUGAGAGUGCAGGAACUUCAACAAAUUCACUUCCAAAGAACAGCAACGGAAGACAAAGCAGUUGCAGUGCAAACAAAACCCAACCUCCUUCCAGUGCUGAUGUAAAAAAUUCUAGCCGACCAGACACUCCUGACUCUACAGGGGAGGCGAGCUCAGAAUCUAAACAAAGUAGAAACUGCGAUAGUCCUAAGCCUUUCUCUCUGUCUAGGCGACUGUCCCUGUCAAGUAAUGCCAGCGGCAGGCGUGCCCCAACUGAUCUUCAAAUAUAG
Antrostomus carolinensis (chuck-will's-widow) is the source of this 1560-nucleotide messenger RNA. RefSeq names its product gap junction alpha-9 protein. Gene Ontology annotation, cellular component: connexin complex. The record is from RefSeq and is a predicted model, not a curated record. Gene Ontology annotation, biological process: cell-cell signaling. The coding region runs from base 1 to 1560 and encodes 519 amino acids. The transcript has a single exon. NCBI's taxonomy places the organism in Eukaryota, Metazoa, Chordata, Aves, Caprimulgiformes, Caprimulgidae. Gene Ontology annotation, molecular function: gap junction channel activity.